UUCAAAUCUUUAUGAUUCUUCUCUCUCUCUCUUUCUCUCUCAGUCCUUUCUCACUCAUAAUUAAAUUAAAGCCUUAAUGAAAAAUCUAUCUAUCACCUCUUUAAUAUUUUCUCUAUGUGUUCUUUCUUGUAUAUAAAGGCCUAAGCUGAAGCAAUCCAACCACCAGUAAAUAAGACAGAAGACUCUUCUUUGUGAGUCAAGUAACAGAGUCUUUUGAGAUCACAGAAACCCUUCUCCUCAGUCCGCAGGUUUCAAGAAGGAUGAGUCGAAGAAGUCCGAAGCUGGAACUGAAGCUGAAUCUUUCGCCGCCUACGUCAAGCCAGAGGAGGAUGGUUCGAUCUCCAACCCGCUCUGCGACGACUUCACCGACGUCACCGCCAAGCUCAUGCGUCUCGUCGGAGAUGAACCAGGAUGAGCCGUCUGUGAGAUACUCGACAAGUCCAGAGACAACCUCGAUGGUUCUUGUCGGAUGUCCUCGUUGUCUCAUGUACGUUAUGCUCUCAGAAGACGAUCCUAAAUGCCCUAAAUGCAAAAGCACCGUUCUUCUUGAUUUCCUCCACGAAAACGCCUCAAACGCAAACGCAAACGCUGCUUACACAUUUAAGCUUCGAUAG
Molecule: messenger RNA, 614 nt
Organism: Camelina sativa (false flax)
Lineage: Eukaryota; Viridiplantae; Streptophyta; Magnoliopsida; Brassicales; Brassicaceae
Product: protein GL2-INTERACTING REPRESSOR 1
Source: RefSeq, a predicted model, not a curated record